GCUGACAAAGGCAGCUGUCCAGUGCUUGGCUUUUGCCCUUGGACGGAGCCGGGGAGAGGGCUUGCGAGCAGUUCAUUUCUAGGAUGAAGGCUUUCUUUGCAGGAAAAGCAGGUCUGGGGAUGGCUUUUUAAAGCUGCUCUGUUGGACCGAGGCUUUCUUCUCCUCCUGGGUCUGCCUGUGGCUGUUUCCUCCUCCUUCUCUGUCCCCCCCUGGCUUGCUCACCCCCUUGGCCUGAGAGUCUAGUGGUCAUGGUGUGCGUCUGACAGAAAAGGCAUCUUGUAUCAAGACGAGAAACUUUGCGUGCAUUUCUGGAAGCAACACAGACAUAUCAGCAGCUGUAGGACCCAGCGGCUACGUGCUUGGGGAAUUGCCGGCACUGUAAGCAGAAGACCUCUGGAGCGGGGAUCUCAGAGCCGGCACCUCGUGUGCGGCCCCCCGCCCGAGACACGGAGUGGAGAUGGUCAUAAAAUGAGUUCCGGGGUGAGCUGCUGAGUCAGAGGUGGACAUACGGAGAUAAGGCCAGCAGCUGCAGGACCUCGAGCCUCCUGGACGGACGCGACAAGAUGAGCUUAGAGACUGAGGACAAACGAGCUCGCACACGAUCCAAGGCCCUCCGAGCACCUCCAGAGCCUGUAGGCGCUGACCUCAGCUGUCCCACCCCAGGAUGCACGGGCUCGGGACAUGUCCGAGGCAAGUACUCCAGGCACCGAAGUUUGCAGAGCUGCCCACUGGCCAAGAAGAGGAAGCUGGAGGGCGCCGCGGCCCAACGCCUGGUGUGCAAGCGGAAGUCACACCCCCUGAAGCUGGCUCUCGAUGAGGGCUACAGCGUGGACAGCGAUGGCAGUGAGGACGCCGAGGUGAAGGACGCCUCUGUUUCAGAUGAAUCGGAAGGAACUCUGGAGGAGGACGAGGCCGAGUUGUCAGGACAGGACGAGAUUCAUCGCCCUGCGGCAGCUGAAGGAAGAAGCCCCAUCAAGUCUCAUUUGGGACCCAACCCCGUCAACAGCGCCACAGGCCCCUGCAAGGGCGUCUACAGCAGCUACCAGGAAAGCAUCGCGACUUCGCUCCUGAACUUGGGCCAAAUCGCUGAAGAGACCCUGGUCAGGGAGGAAGCCAGACCGGGCCCUGGCGUGGUGAGUCUGGUUCAGGAUGAAGCUGAAGAAGGGGCCACGAGCGACGAAGGGGACAAGGACGUCUUUAUCCAGCCAGAGGACGCAGAGGAAGUCAUCGAAGUCACCAGCGAGCGCUGCCAGGAGCUGUGUCCCCAGUCCCUGGAGGGUGUGACCAGUGGGGAGUCCAGCGAGCGGAAAGUCACCCUGGGUAAUGUGGAGGAGGACGAGGAGGACGAGGAGGACGAAGAGGAGGAGGAGGACGAGGACGAGGACGAGGCCGGUCCCAACGUGAUCUGCGAGGAGGACGCCCCCCGCGGCCCCGCCCAGAAUGCCGCGGAGCCUGAGUACGCAGUCAUCGUGGAGGUGUGCUCUGACGACGGCAAGGACGAAGACACGCGCUCCCAGAAGUCCACGGUCACAGACGCGUCUGAGAUGUACGACAUGAUGACCCGCGGGAACCUGGGCCUCCUGGAGCAGGCCAUUGCACUGAAGGCCGAGCAGGGCCACGCCGUCUGUGAGCCCGGCUGCCCGCCCACCGAGCAGGACCACCUGAGCCCUGGUGAGCCGGCCAAGGUGACGAGGUCCCUGGAUGCCAGCAGGAAGGCCUGCUGCAGCAAAGAUUCCUCGAGAGCUGAGAAACGGGAGAUCAAGUGUCCGACCCCUGGCUGCGACGGCACUGGCCAUGUGACUGGGCUGUACCCUCACCACCGCAGCCUGUCUGGCUGCCCCCACAAGGACAGGAUCCCUCCGGAGAUCCUGGCCAUGCAUGAGAAUGUGCUCAAGUGCCCCACCCCCGGCUGCACAGGCCAAGGUCACGUGAACAGCAACCGCAACACACACCGAAGUCUGUCUGGGUGUCCCAUUGCUGCUGCCGAAAAAUUAGCCAAAUCUCACGAGAAGCAACAGCCGCAGACGGGAGACCCUUCUAAGAACGGCUCCAGUUCAGACCGCAUACUCAGACCUAUGUGCUUUGUGAAACAGCUUGAGGUACCUUCGUACGGAAGCUACCGGCCCAGUGUGGCCGCCUCCACACCCAGGGCCAACGUAGCCAGGGAGCUGGAGAAGUUCUCCAAGGUCACCUUCGACUACGCCAGUUUUGAUGCUCAGGUUUUUGGCAAACGCAUGCUUGCCCCAAAGAUUCAGACCAGCGAAACCUCACCUAAAGCCUUUAAAUCCAAACCUUUCCCAAAGGCCUCUUCCCCCAGGCACAGCUCCCGCACUGCACCCUCUCCCGCAGGCUUCGAUUACACACACGACGCUGAGGCUGCCCACAUGGCCGCCACCGCCAUCCUGAACCUCUCCACGCGCUGCUGGGAAAUGCCGGAGAACCUCAGCACGAAGCCGCAGGAUGCGCCCAGCAAGGCUGCAGACAUCGAGGUGGACGAGAACGGCACCCUGGACCUGAGCAUGCGCACUCACCGCAGGCGGGAGCACACCCUCCCUGGUGGGGGCGGUGGCGGCGGCAGCCCUGGCGUCAAGUCCCCCGAUGCCUCCCAGCGCCAGGGCAGCACCAGCGCCCCCAGCAGCUCCAUGACCUCGUCCCGGUCCAGCCAGGCGUCCCGCCAGGACGAGUGGGACCGGCCUCUGGACUACACGAAGCCCAGCCGCCAGCGAGAGGAGGAACCUGAGGAGUCAGAGCCAGCAGCCCAUUCUUUUGCUUCUUCUGAAGCAGAUGACCAGGAAGUGUUGGAGGAGAAUUUUGAGGAGCGGAAGUACCCCGGGGAGGUUACCCUGAGCAACUUUAAGCUGAAGUUUCUCUCCAAGGACAUAAAGAAGGAGCUGCUCACCUGUCCCACCCCCGGCUGUGACGGCAGUGGCCACAUCACCGGGAACUAUGCCUCCCACCGCAGCCUCUCUGGUUGCCCUCUUGCUGACAAGAGCCUCAGAAACCUCAUGGCUGCCCAUUCUGCUGACCUCAAGUGCCCCACGCCCGGCUGUGACGGCUCUGGCCACAUAACGGGGAACUAUGCUUCGCACCGGAGCUUGUCAGGCUGUCCUCGUGCCAAGAAAAGUGGAGCCAAGGUGACCCCCACGAAGGAUGACAAGGAGGAUCCCGAGCUCAUGAAGUGCCCAGUUCCAGGCUGCGUGGGUCUCGGUCACAUCAGUGGCAAAUAUGCCUCUCACAGAAGUGCGUCUGGCUGCCCGCUGGCCGCCCGGAGGCAGAAAGAGGGUUCCGUCAACGGCUCCUCAUUCUCCUGGAAGUCGCUGAAGAACGAGGGGCCCACCUGCCCCACUCCGGGCUGCGAUGGUUCUGGCCAUGCCAACGGCAGCUUCCUUACCCACCGCAGCUUGUCUGGUUGUCCCAGAGCGACCUUUGCUGGAAAGAAGGGAAAACUCUCAGGGGACGAGGUUCUCAGUACAAAGUUUAAGACGAGUGAUGUGCUGGAGAACGACGAGGAGAUCAAGCAGCUGAACCAGGAGAUUCGGGACCUGAAUGAGUCCAACUCGGAGAUGGAGGCCGCCAUGGUGCAGCUGCAGUCCCAGAUCUCGUCCAUGGAGAGGAGCCUGAAGACCAUCGAGGAUGAGAACAGGCUCAUUGAGGAGCAGAACGAAGCCCUGUUUCUGGAGCUGUCGGGCCUGAGCCAGGCCCUGAUCCAGAGUCUUGCCAACAUCCGCCUUCCACACAUGGAGCCCAUUUGCGAGCAGAACUUCGACGCCUAUGUGAGCACCCUCACCGACAUGUGCUCCAAGCAGGACCCCGGUGACAAGGACCUCCUGGACAGCAUCAAGCAGGCCGUGCGGGGCAUCCAGGUCUAGGCCUGGCCUCACGGAUCGGGGGUGCCCAGAGCACCCCACUUGGCUCCAGCAUUUACCUCCCUCGCCCUGCCUUCCUGGUGGAGAGUCCCCGCUCACAGUGACAGGCUGGCAGCCCGGGGUGGCCUUGGGCGCCUGCAACCCAGUACGUUCCUCUGCGCUUGCCAGGCUGGGGGCCUCGGCCUCCCGUGCGCGUGUGGGCUGCCAAGAUACACAAAUUGACUUAUUUUUGUUUCCUGGAAAUAACCCGCAAGAGCAGCUCGAAGUCUCCAGGGGAAGCUGAUGGACAAGGUCUCAGGGAAGUUUUGGAGUUUGCAGCCACAGUAUUCCUGUCUGUCGGGCUGGGGCUGGGCUGGGGCACAGCCUGGCAUCUGCUCAGCCAGGCCAACGCGGCACUGUGCUUUCUGUUUUUCUUCAAUUCAGUUUUGUGUGAAGAUGGAAAAAGGUGCUGUUCCAGGGGUGUUAGGAAUGGGCCUGCAGCCCAGUGUCAGCUCCAGGGGUUGCAGCUGGGAUGCCCCUGAAAGUCAGCGCUGCCUGCGCAUUGAAGCCCGGGCGUCUGGGCAGCAGGACCUCCGAGCCUGCAGACACAUGCGGCCUGGGGUCAGGCCCCUCCUGGGGCCGCGGCCUUUAGACCCAGGUCGGGUCCGUGCUGGGGCCUCUGGCUCUUUGCGUGCCCACCCAGGCUGGUGACCCUCACUGCCGAAUUACUGGGUCACAGCCGAGCCUGCCUGAGGCGAGGACAGCACCAGCGAGGUCGGGGCACAUUCUUAAUGGGAGACCACCAAGGUUUCACUUCUUUUUAGAUCUAGUCAAGAUGCGAAAAAAGGUAAAUUUUAAUUUGAUGUGUUAAAAACACAAUGUUCCUACAUGUAAAUAGAGUCAAAAUUGAUUGUGACUGCAAUUCCAAGUUAGUAUUUAAAAGUAGAGACAUUGCUCUUCCUGGAAGAAAGUAGUUAGUUUAAUUAUUCUGUAAAUUAUUUAAUUUUGUCAAGAUGUAAGUAUUUAUAUUCACAACCUCUUAUGUUAAUGUUUGCUAUUUAUUUGACAUUUUUAUUUAUUAAUUUUAUACUAUUUCAACUAGACCCCACACCAGGACACCAUGAGAAAGAAACGAAAUGUAAGGAAAACUAUGUGACUAUGAGACAGGCCACACAGAAAACUCUUGCUGUAACUUCCAGUUAUAAUUUUGAUGCAACCAAGUUAUUUUUUAUAUAUUUUGUUAUUUAUUCUUUUAAUACUGGAAUUUUUAAAAAAGUAUUUUGUAACAGGAAUUUUGAUAAUGUGGGGACAUUCUCCCCUUGGUCCGAUGGAAAGGAAGGUUUCUGGUUCCUUUUUCUUUAUCCCUGUGGCCCCUUGUUUCAGGCACGGAGAACAGCCGGCAGCAUUGUGGCCGUGACUUCUGUAUGUGUGUAGCACAGUGGUGUGUGCCUGGGUGUUUCUCAUGUCGCGUUGUGUGCUGAUCGCAAUGGCUCAGUCUUGUCGCUGGGGGAGUGCUGGCCGCGCAGCACUGAGCCGUCGCCACUCACCGGCUCCUUCCCCUGGCAGCUCUGAUACUGUGACCCUCCUUCCUCAGGAAACGCGUUGAACCCACAGCACAGCGCUUCUCGGUGUGUUUGCAGGGAGAUUUCCUAAUAAAAGUCCACUCUGACUGUGACGGAGCCGUGUGUUGUGGGGCCGCCGUCUCUGUCCCCGAUAGAGCUAGCUAACAGGCCGCCGAGCCGCCGUCCUGGGCAGUAGGUGGGUGUACACUUCCCUCUCAGGCCUGGCCCUGACUCCACACAAGCAACCCACGUCGUUUCCCUGAAUAUGACACUCAGAGCGGUCACGGCCAGGGACUUGUUUGCACCACUGAGGUCCUGAGCAACUAGCCUCUUGGUAUGUUGUUUGCUCACUGUACAAGGAGCUUGUGCGUUCACCGCAGUGGGGACCAGGCUGUUCUGAAACGUGUGGACGGACACCCCCGCCCUCCCCACAGCUCAGCGUUCCUGGGAGGGUGCCCCAGAGGCCUUGGUGUGAGGGAUCCCGAUGUGGCUGGUCGGCUCCAGGCCCCAAGGCCCACUCACUGCCCACAGCGCUCUGCCUUAAAUGCCAUCUCCACCCCCCCAAUCAUGCUGGAGGUGCCCUGGGUCAGCUUUCAGCAGUGUCAUGGCGCCCCUGGGUGGCCAGUGGCAUGGGGGAGGGGCUGCUCCCUGCAUGUUAGAGCCCAGGGUCAGGAUUGAGGACCUUCAAAGAUUGUUCCAGCACCAAGGCCCUUUAAAUGGAACGUGUCAUGGGAUCUCCACCCUGGUCUGGCGAGGUUCAGGUG
Messenger RNA from Rhinolophus ferrumequinum (greater horseshoe bat), 6171 nucleotides. RefSeq names its product myelin transcription factor 1 (gene MYT1). NCBI's taxonomy places the organism in Eukaryota, Metazoa, Chordata, Mammalia, Chiroptera, Rhinolophidae. Gene Ontology annotation, molecular function: DNA-binding transcription factor activity, RNA polymerase II-specific; RNA polymerase II cis-regulatory region sequence-specific DNA binding; zinc ion binding. Gene Ontology annotation, cellular component: nucleus. Gene Ontology annotation, biological process: regulation of transcription by RNA polymerase II. The record is from RefSeq and is a predicted model, not a curated record. The transcript is spliced from 23 exons. The coding region runs from base 564 to 3869 and encodes 1101 amino acids.